This is a messenger RNA of Lolium rigidum, 1995 nucleotides long. Its product is annotated as zinc finger BED domain-containing protein RICESLEEPER 2-like. The transcript is spliced from 3 exons. NCBI's taxonomy places the organism in Eukaryota, Viridiplantae, Streptophyta, Magnoliopsida, Poales, Poaceae. The record is from RefSeq and is a predicted model, not a curated record. Gene Ontology annotation, molecular function: DNA binding; protein dimerization activity. Bases 329 to 1948 code for a protein of 539 amino acids.
UGUCAGAUCCGGCUACACGGGGCCCGAGCUCAUAGGUGGUCAAAUUACACAAAUUGAUCGAUCGGUUGAUUCUGGCAAAAAACGAAGAUCAAAGUCCAAGGUGUGGAAGGAAUUUACCCUGGUGUUAAAUAGUAAAAGUGCAGAGUGUAAACAUUGUCAAAAACAGCUUAGCGCAAAGAGUUCAGGGGGAACAAGUCAUUUGUCCCGUCAUCUGAAGAUCUGCCCUGCACGGCCUGGAACCACCACGAACCAGCCACGCUGUUCACCUCCACAGGCUCUUGAAGAGCUCUCCAGGGCUACAAACUCAAACCUUUGCCUGUUCCCAAUCAUGAGCAUUGCAGGUUUCAGGCACGUUUUGGCUGGCAUGUAUCCUACUUCUAGCAUGAUAUCACGUGUCGGUACUGAAGAACAGUUCAUCACUAUGUUUCAGAAUGAAAGGCUGAAACUUAAAGAGGAAAUAGCAUUUGCACCCGGGGGAGUUUUCUUGUCUGUUGGAAACUGGGAACUUGGAGAAAAAGUUAUUACGUGCAUGGCAGUGCACUUCAUUGAUAGAGAAUGGAAGAGGCAUAGAAAAAUCAUCAGCUGUUUCUGUUCAGAGCUUGGAGAUGCUGAGUCUGAACACUACAUCAGCAUUUUGCCCAAUUGGGAAAACAUGAUAUAUUUAUCUAGUAAUCUCAAUAGUGUAUCAAGACAAACAGUAACGAAAUAUAGUCUUGAGAAUAAGCUUUUGGGAGUUGUGUUGCCUGAGCCAGUGAAGGAUAGUGCAAUGAUAUUGGACUUGGAGAAGAUUCUUACAGGGAAGAACUAUCUUCUUGCCAAAUGUAAGUUAAUAAAUAUACCAUGUUCGGUGAAUGUGGUUCAUCAGCUCUUCAUUUCUGUUCCGAAUGGCCUCAUCCAGGAAACAAGUAUAAAAUGGUUUGGUUACAUGACACACUCUUCACCGUGGAAGGAAAAAUAUCAACAAAUUCUUUCGAGAAUGUGCCUUCACAGACCCUCUUUCGGUUCCAAGAGGUGGUACUCGACUUUCUACCUAAUGGAGGCCGUGUUGCAGUUCAAUAAGACAUUUCCAGAUCCUAUACAGGAGGAUUCUAGUUGGUAUCCGCAGAAACCAUCUUCUAAGUCACUUGAAGCAGCAGAAAGUUUCUGUCUGGUUGCAAGGCCUAUUUAUCAAGCAAUCAGAGUAAUUUCCAGCUCUCGCUCGGCUAUCAAUUCAUAUUUUCAUGCACUCUGGAGUGUGAGGACAGUUCUGCAGGAGUCCUCUGGAAACGUGCGUAUGGAACGUGUUCUCGAUAUCAAGGACAUGCUGAAAACUUUUGACAAAGAAUGGAAAAAGUUGUACUUGUGGCUGUCUGUGGCUGUCGUGCUAGACCCUAGAUAUAAGAUGAGAUUUCUUGAACAUUGCUUUAGACAAGCAUACGGUAAUGGUGCCAAAACGUACAUAUCUGACGUGCGGGGAAAGAUUUAUGAGCUAUUUUUCCGAUACUCUUGCCAUGCUGAUCAACAAAGCAGAAACAACGACAUGGAGAUGAAUAUUCAUGGCAGCGAUCCAUUAGAUGUCACAGAUCAUAAUUACCAUGAACAAGCAACAUAUGAAAAUUCUUUGAGAGAACUGCAUGCAUACCUAGAUGGAGAGCUCUGUCCUCUCAAUGAUGACAACUAUCUAAGCAGCGAAGCCUUACCUCAGAAUGGCCAUUUUGAUAUCCUGAAAUGGUGGAAGGCCAAUGCUUCCAUAUAUCCAGCACUUGCUAUACUGGCACGCGAUGUCUUAGCAAUAUCUGCAUGUGCGGUCUCAGAAGAAUCUGCAUUUGGUGAAACCGACGAAAGGGUGUAUCUAUUCAAUCAAAAGCUGAGUCAUGAGAUGGCGGAAGCUGUAAUAUGCACUCAGGAUUGGUUCCAAGAUUCAGGAAGGAGCGACGCAAAUGGUGGGAACUGCAGUGUGCCUAUUUAACUCGUAGUAAGGUUAUUCUCCUGUCUUUCUGCAUGUCUUUUCUGCUU